Messenger RNA from Arachis ipaensis, 943 nucleotides. NCBI's taxonomy places the organism in Eukaryota, Viridiplantae, Streptophyta, Magnoliopsida, Fabales, Fabaceae. The record is from RefSeq and is a predicted model, not a curated record.
AGACAUGCUUAUGGAGGAGAUACCAAAACUUGGGAAAGAAGCAACACUGAAUGCCAUAAGAGAAUGGGGGCAACCCUUAUCAAGAAUCACACACCUCAUCUUCUACACAACUUCAUGCUUAUGCAACACUCCCGGUCCGGAUUACCAUCUUGCCAAACUUGUUGGCCUCAGCCCAACCGUCAACAGGUUCAUGAUUUUCAACACCGGUUGCCAUGGCGGCGGGACCAUCUUACGCGUUGCCAAGGACAUCGCGGAGAACAACGCCGGAUCGCGAGUGCUCGUCGUGUGGGCAGAGGUUGCUCUGGCUUAUUUUCACGGUCCUAAUUCCAAUGACAUGGAUGUACUUGUAGGGCAGGGCUUAUUUGGAGAUGGUGCAGCUGCUAUCAUCAUUGGUGCAGAUCCUAAUAAUAAUAAUAAUAACCCUAACUGCAUUGAAGUUCCUCUCUUUGAACUUAUCUUUGCUUCACAAACAACCAUACCAAACACCGAGAGCGUACUCCGUGCACGUCCAGAAGAAAUGGGUUUGGUUUAUUAUAUAGGAAAAGAGGUUCCUUCGCUUGUGUCUGAAAACAUAGGGAAGUGUAUAAUUGAAGCGUUUGAUUCCAGUGGCAUGAUGAGAAAUGAUAGAAUGGAUUGGAAUAACUUGUUUCAUGUUAUUCAUCCAGGUGGGCCGGCUGUUUUAGAUAGGAUCGAAAAGAAGCUUGGAUUGAAGGAGGAGAAAUUAAGGGCGUCAAGGAAGGUGUUGAGGCAAUAUGGAAACAUGAUGAGUCUUAGCGUGAUUUUCGUAUUGGAUGAGAUGAGGAAGAGGUCUAAGAUUGAAGGGAAGAGUACAACCGGUGAAGGGUUAGAGUGGGGUGUCUUGGCAGGUUUUGGUCCGGGGAUAUCAUUGGAGAUAAUAGUGCUUCGUAGUAUAUCGAUCUGAAAAUAAGUUAUUUAUAUGCCA